This is a messenger RNA of Nannospalax galili (Upper Galilee mountains blind mole rat), 3852 nucleotides long. RefSeq names its product chloride channel accessory 2 (gene Clca2). Bases 73 to 2901 code for a protein of 942 amino acids. NCBI's taxonomy places the organism in Eukaryota, Metazoa, Chordata, Mammalia, Rodentia, Spalacidae. Gene Ontology annotation, molecular function: intracellularly calcium-gated chloride channel activity. The transcript has 14 exons. Gene Ontology annotation, biological process: chloride transport. The record is from RefSeq and is a predicted model, not a curated record.
UUUUCACAUUGAUCACCUGACUCAAGGUGCCCAUCAGGCUCCCUGUGAGUAAAACAGAGGCUUUACUGCAACAUGACCCACAGGGGUAAUACAGGACUUGUCUACCAUCUGAAAUUUAUGACUCUUUUGUUUGCCCUAAGUCCAGAACUUCUGUUCCUAGGAGCCGGAGUACAACUUCAGGACAAUGGGUACGAUGGAUUACUUGUUGCAAUUAAUCCUCAGGUACCAGAGAAUCCGAACCUCAUCGCAAACAUUAAGGAAAUGAUAACUGAAGCUUCUUUUUACCUGUUCAAUGCUACCAAGAGAAGACUGUUUUUCAGAAAUAUAAAGAUUUUAAUACCUGCCACUUGGAAAGCUCAUAAUUAUAGCAAAGUAAAACAAGAAUCGUAUGAAAAGGCAAAUGUCAUAGUGACUGAGUGGAAAGGGAUACAUGGAGAUGACCCAUACACCCUACAACACAGAGAAUGUGGAAAAGAAGGAAAAUACAUUCAUUUCACCCCUAACUUCCUACUCAAUGAUGAGUUAACAGCUGGGUAUGGAUCACGAGGCAGGGUGUUUGUCCACGAAUGGGCCCAUCUCCGCUGGGGUGUGUUUGACGAAUAUAACAAUGACAAGCCUGUCUACAUAAAUGGGCGAAAUGAGAUACAAGGAACCAGGUGCUCAUCUGAUAUCACAGGUGUUUUUGUGUGUGAAGAAGGUCUUUGCCCUGAAGAAAACUGUAUUAUUAGUAAACUUUUCAAAGAAGGGUGUACAUUCCUCUACAACAGGACCCAAAACACGACUGGAUCAAUAAUGUUCAUGCAAAGUUUACCUUCUGUGGUUGAGUUCUGUAAUUCAAGUACCCACAACCAAGAAGCUCCAAACCUACAGAACCAGCUGUGCAGCCUCAAGAGCACCUGGGAUGUAAUCGCAGGCUCCUCCGACUUUAAUCACAGCCUUCCCAUGAACGGGGCUGAGCUUCCGCCUCCUCCCACAUUCUCCCUCAUGCAGGCUGGUGACAAAGUGGUCUGUUUAGUGCUGGAUGUGUCCAGCAAGAUGGCGGAGGAGGACAGAUUCCUUCGACUGCAACAAGCAACUGAAUUGUACUUGAUGCAGAUUGUUGAAAUUGGUACUUUUGUGGGCAUUGUCAGUUUUGAUAGCAAAGGGGAAAUCAGAGCCCAGCUGCACCAAAUUAGCAGUGAUGAUGACCGAAAGCUGCUGGUUUCAUAUCUGCCUACCACUGUGUCUGCUGAAUCAGAAAUGAGCAUCUGUUCAGGGCUUAAGAAAGGAUUCGAGGUGGUUGAGAAGCUGAAUGGAAGGGCUCAUGGCUCUGUGAUGAUCUUAGUGACCAGUGGAGCAGAUGAACACCUCAGCAACUGCCUGCUCACGGUACUGAGCAGUGGCUCCACCGUCCAUUCCAUUGCCCUCGGUUCCUCUGCAGCUGGAAACCUCGAGGAAUUAUCACGUCUUACAGGAGGUUUAAAGUUCUUUGUUCCAGAUAAAUCAGCUUCUAACAGCAUGAAUGAUGCUUUCAGUAGAAUGUCUUCUGGAACUGGAGACAUCUUUCAGCAAAGUAUUCAGCUUGAAAGUAUGGGUGUAACUGUGCGGCCUCAGCACCAACUCACCAGAACUGUGACUGUGGACAGCAGUGUGGGCAACGACACUGUUUUUCUGGUCACAUGGCAGACCGGCAGUCCCCCUGAGAUUGUGUUAUUUGAUCCUAAUGGAAGAAAAUAUAACACGAGCAAUUUCAUCACCAAUCUGGCCUUUCAGACAGCCGGCCUUCAGAUUGCUGGAACUGCUAAGCCUGGGCUCUGGACUUACACCCUGAACAAUACUCAUCAUUCUCCUCAAGCCCUGACAGUGACAGUGGCCUCCCGGGCCUCCAGCCCUGUCAGGCCCCCAGUCACUGUGAAUGCCUUUGUGGAAAGAGAUAGCACCUACUUCCCCCAUCCUGUGACAAUUUAUGCAAAUGUGAGAAAGGGACUGAAUCCCAUUCUUAACGCCACUGUCAUGGCAACAAUUGAGACAGAGACUGGAGAUCCUAUUAUGCUGAAACUUUUGGAUAAUGGAGCAGGUGCUGAUGUUAUAAAAAAUGAUGGAGUUUACUCCAGGUAUUUUUUCUCCUUUGCUGUAAGUGGUAGAUAUAGCUUGACGGUGCAUGUCCAUCACUCUCCCAGCAUCAGCACCCUAGCCCACUCUGUCCCAGGAAGCCAUGCGAUGUAUGUACCAGGUUAUAUAGCAAAUGAUAAUAUUCAGAUGAAUGCUCCCAAAACACCAGGGCACAAGAGUGAGGAGGAGCAGUGGGGCCUGAGCCGAGUAAGCUCUGGGGGCUCCUUUUCAGUGCUGCAAGUUCCAACUGGCCCCCAUCCUGACAUGUUUCCACCAUGCAAAAUUAUCGACCUAGAAGCUGUAAAAAUGAAAGACGAAGUGAUCCUGUCUUGGACAGCACCUGGAGAAGACUUCGAUCAGGGCCAGGCUACGAGCUACGAAAUAAGAAUGAGUAGAAGUCUACGGAGCAUUCAGGGUGACUUUAACAGUGCCAUUUUAGUGAACACGUCAGAGCUGAAUCCUCAGCAAGCUGGCAACAGGGAGAUCUUUACAUUCUCACCCAAGCUUUUUGCCAAUGAACCUGACCAUGGACCUGAUGGAGAAAUACAAGGAAACCACGGAGUAUAUGUGGCCAUGAGAGCAACAGAUAGAAACUCCCUGAAGUCAGCUGUGUCCAACGUUGCCCUGGUGUCUCUGCUUCUCCCCCUGCACUCUGCUCCUGCACUUAGCAGAGAUAAUCUUAUAUUGAAAGGAGUUUUAAUAGCAAUGGGAUUGGUAGGAAUCAUUUGCCUUACUAUAGCUUUAAUACACUGGACUUUAAACAGGAAAAGGAGGGUAUUAAAGGAAGAGAAUGGAACAAAAUUACUAUGAACAAAUGCACAAAGUACUUUCCUUCUUAGAUAUAAGGCCCAUGGCAUUGCAUUUAUAGAAAAUGCCAAAAAAAAGAAAUUAGCAUCAACCUGUGCUAAAAUGCAUUGGGCCUUUAUAUAAUAAAGUUCAAGUUUUUACAUAGUAGAUAGACAAAAAAACAUUUUAUAAUACUCAUUUUAGGGGAAGAGUUAGAAAACCAUUAGGUGUUAGUUAGAGAGAAACAAUAAAAAUUAUUCUUCAAAGUAAUGACUUUAAAAGCAGAGCUAGGGCAAAAUUGAAGUGAAGCCAAGAGAAGCUUGUUUUAUUGAAGUGGGAAAACAAGUUUUACAUACAGAAAGGGGGUUGGAUCUGAAUUACACAGUAUAACUGUCUACGUGAAGGAAUUGUGUUCCUUUGAUUAAUUUUUCAUUUCUCCUUAUCUGUGCAGAGCAGGAUGCUGGUUUAUGACUGAAGAACAAGCCGUGUUUUAUAGAUGAAGCCCCUAUUGUAAAGUUCUUUAUCUCUUGCCAUUCGGUUAAAUAUACUACAACUCAAAUCCCUCUACUAAUGCUCAAUGAGGUCUUUUUCUUGCUGUAAGAGGAAACCUUAGAAUGAGGCUACUGUCCUUAUCCCUUUAUACUGGCUUUGUAACAGAGGUCUACUGAAUAAUUAUGUUUUUACACCCAUUGAAGCAGCUUUUCAAGAUAUUGCCUUGGGAAUAAUUGAAAGAAAAUAAUUAUAGCUCUCAUAACACUUUAAGUAAAGAAGAAAAGAAAUUGUUCUGAAAUAUAUAUAUAUAUCAUACAGUUUUGGUCUAUUUCAAAGAAGAGGCCAUAAGGGGAGGAACCUUUAGAAACAAGUAGCAGAUUCUGACCUCUGGUUAAGUAAGAAUCUACACUCCUUUCUCCAUCAAGUGCAAAAAAAGGGGGGGGGAAUGCAAAUAACAAGGAAAUAAAAAUCCUCUUUCCUCUA